Trichoderma reesei QM6a is the source of this 3234-nucleotide messenger RNA. RefSeq lists its product as uncharacterized. The transcript is spliced from 3 exons. Gene Ontology annotation, biological process: ribosome-associated ubiquitin-dependent protein catabolic process; rescue of stalled cytosolic ribosome. The record is from RefSeq and is a predicted model, not a curated record. NCBI's taxonomy places the organism in Eukaryota, Fungi, Ascomycota, Sordariomycetes, Hypocreales, Hypocreaceae. Gene Ontology annotation, molecular function: tRNA binding; ribosomal large subunit binding. Gene Ontology annotation, cellular component: RQC complex. The annotation marks the transcript as partial.
AUGAAGCAGAGAUUUUCGUCUCUAGAUGUCAAGGUCAUUGCGCAUGAGCUCCAGGCGAGCUUGGUGACUCUGCGACUCUCGAACGUCUACGACCUCUCGUCCAAGAUCCUGCUCCUCAAGUUCGCCAAACCGGACAACAAGCAGCAGCUGCUCAUCGACAAUGGUUUCCGCUGCCACCUGACCGACUUCGCCCGAACCACUGCGGCCGCGCCGUCCGCCUUCGUCGCUCGGUUGCGCAAAUAUCUCAAGACCCGGCGGUUGACGUCCGUUGCGCAAGUGGGAACCGACAGGAUCCUCGAGUUUCAGUUUAGCGAUGGCCAGUACCGCCUGUUCUUGGAGUUCUUUGCCAGCGGAAAUAUCAUUCUCACCGAUGCCGACUUGAAGAUCCUAGCUAUAUCUCGCAAUGUCAGUGAGGGAGAUGGACAAGAGGCGCAAGGGGUCGGCCUGCAGUACUCUCUGGAGAAUAGGCAAAACUAUGGUGGCAUCCCGGCUUUGACAAAAGAAAGGGUAAAGGACGCCCUCAAGGCUGCCGCUGAAAAAGCCGAAGCCAGCACGUUGGCCAGUACUUUUGGCAAGAAGACCAAAGGCAAAUCUGGGGGCGAUUUGCGAAAAGCAUUGGCUGUCUCUAUAACAGAGCUGCCCCCUGUCCUGGUUGAGAACGUUCUUCAGGCAAACAACUUUGAUAUCUCCGCUAAGCCGGCUGAUAUUGUUGACAAUGAGCCUCUACUGGAUGCAUUGGUAAACCACUUGUCCGAAGCUCGUGAUGUUGUUGAGAACAUUAUCGCAUCGUCCACCUGCAAGGGCUACAUCUUUGCGAAAAGGAGGACAACCCCCUCAAGCGCACCCGACGACGCAGAGCAAGCCCAGAAGCACGAAGGGUUGCUCUACGAAGACUUCCACCCGUUUGUGCCUCAAAAGUUCAAGAACGACCCGUCUAUUCAAGUACUAGAGUUUGAUGGAUACAACCGAACGGUUGACGAGUUCUUCUCAUCCCUGGAGGGCCAAAAGCUAGAGUCUCGUCUGACAGGCAGAGAAGAAGCUGCUAGGAAGAAGCUCGAAGCGGCCAGGCAGGAACAGGCCAAGCGGAUCCAGGGAUUGCAGGAUGCGCAGGCCAUGAACUACCGCAAAGCAGCUGCGAUUGAAGCAAAUGUGGAGCGGGUGCAGGAAGCCAUGGACGCAGUCAAUGGCCUGCUCGCCCAAGGCAUGGAUUGGGUCGAUAUCGGAAAGCUCAUUGAGCGAGAGAAGAAGCGGCAAAACCCUGUGGCCGAGAUCAUCAGCCUGCCCCUGAAGCUAGCAGACAACACCAUCACAUUGCUCCUCGCAGAAGAAGCAUUUGACGAGGAUGAGGCAGAAGAAGAAGAGGACAAUCCUUUUGAAACGGACGAUAGCGAUUCGGAAGAGGACCAGGGCGGAAAAGCCACUUCCAAGGACAAGAAAACCGACAAGCUUCUCACAGUGGACAUUGUUCUCAACAUGAGCCCCUGGAGCAACGCGAGAGAGUACUACGAAGAGCGAAGGUCAGCCGCCAUGAAGCAAGAAAAGACCCAGCAGCAAGCGACCAAAGCUCUGAAGAGCACCGAGCAGAAAAUCGCCGAGGAUCUGAAGAAGGGCUUGAAGCAAGAGAAGGCGCUUCUGCAGCCCAUUCGGAAACAGAUGUGGUUUGAAAAGUUUCUCUGGUUCAUCUCCUCUGAUGGCUACUUGGUUCUGGGAGGAAAAGACCCUCAGCAAAGCGAGAUUCUGUACAGAAGAUAUCUGCGGAAAGGAGACGUCUACUGUCACGCGGACAUCCGUGGCGCUGCGAAUAUCGUGAUCAAGAACAACCCGAACAUGCCGGAUGCCCCCAUUCCUCCGGCGACUCUGUCUCAGGCGGGGUCACUGUCGGUCUGCACCUCUGAGGCGUGGGAUUCCAAGGCCGGCAUGGGUGCAUGGUGGGUGAAUGCGGACCAAGUAUCCAAAACAACCCCCUCUGGAGAUAUAUUGCCCGCUGGGACUUUUACCAUUCAGGGGAAGAAGAACUACCUCCCUCCAACUCAACUGCUACUUGGGUUGGGAUUCGCGUUUAAGAUCAGCGAGCAGAGCAAGGGGAACCAUUUGAAACACCGAGUUCACGAUGGGCGCUCUUCAACAGCUACAGAGGCUGCAACCGGGGACGAAGGAGAGGCACAAAACACCGAGGGGAUUGACGAUCAGGAGGAUUCAGACUCUGAGCCAGAAGAUAACCAGCCUGGCCACGAGGAGCGAGCUAACCCUCUGCAAAGCUCUGGCAUUGGUGAGGAGACGGCAGACGACGCGGCAGACAAAUUGUCAGCUGUUAAGAUUAGCGACCAGCCUGGCAAUGAUGAGCCUACGCCGCCAUCUGAGGAUGCAGUUGAAGGGCAACAAGGAGAGGGAGCAAAUGAGGAGGAAGAUGACAAUGAGGAGAACGAGGUAGCGCCCUCUGAGUCGGGCACUGAAGUUUCCAAGGCCGCUUCCCGAGCUUCCAAUACCACUUCACUUGCCACGGGAGCCUCCUCGGCAGCGACGCAGAAAAGGGGCCAGAAACGCGGGCAGAAAGGAAAGGCGAAGAAGAUUGCCCAGAAAUACAAAGACCAGGACGAAGAGGACCGCGCGACAGCGGAGGCCCUGAUCGGAGCGACGGUGGGGCGGCAGAGGGCCGAAGCCGAGGCCGCCGCGAAAGCGCAGCGCCAGGCGGAGCUGGAAGCGAUGAAGGAGCGCCGACGGGCUCAGCACGAGCGGAAGCAAAAGGAGGUGGCCGAGCAGGAGGAGCUCCGGCGCGCGAUGCUGAACGAGGGCCUCGACGUGCAAGAGCCCGACGAAGCCGAGAGGGCGACGAACCUGGAUACGCUGGUGGGCACGCCGCUGGCGGGAGACGAGAUCCUGGAGGUGAUUCCGGUGUGCGCGCCGUGGAGCGCGCUGGUGCGGUACAAGUACAAGGUCAAGCUGCAGCCGGGGUCGGUGAAGAAGGGCAAGGCGAUCAAGGAGGUGCUGGAGCGGCUCAAGACGGACUCGGCGCGCAAGGGCGUCGUGGACGAGGCGGCGCGGGACACGGAGAAGAUGUGGCCGCGGGAGGUGGAGCUCAUCAAGGGGCUCAAGCCGGAGGAGAUUGCCAACUGCGUGCCCGUGAGCAAGCUGCGGGUCAUGAUGACGGGGGCGAGCGGAGGGAGCGGCUCGGGCGGCGGAGGUGGGAAGGGAAAAGGUGGUGGUGGUGGGAAGAGCCAGGGCAAGGGGGGCAAA